AUGGAUAAGAAGACGAAAAUUGUUGACGUGCGGGAUUUGAAUACGCCCGAUAACUGGAUCGUACGUGAUCCAGAAUUAAUUCGACUGACCGGGAAUCAUCCGUUCAAUUGUGAGCUACCUCUUACAAAAUUAUUACAAUGUAGUUUUUGGACUCCAAUAAGAUUACAUUUUGUUCGAAAUCACGGCUAUGUACCAAAAAUUGAUUGGAAUGAACAUCGUGUUCGUGUUUGUGGGACCCUAAGGUUAGUGUUUUUUAGCAGAUGCGCCGCAAAAUACUGUACAAAACCAUACUUAAACUUUAAUUUCACAGCUUCAAUCAAGAAAACUAUGCAAAUUAUAGGAAAGACGAAAAAAAUGAAAACUUUUUAAAGUCAAAAACGAUUUCUUGUGUUAAUGUUUUAAUGGUAAGAAAACCUGAAUCAUUCAUUAUGUAGCCCUGACUUCGCUCUAUCUUUUAGCUACAAUUCACAUUUUUUCACAUCAAAACCCAUGGAAAAGUAACCAUUUUUUGAUCUGUUGUCACGGAUUUUUUCAUUAAUUUUUCAAAUUCGGGCUAUAGUGGUGCUUUCAGUAAAAGUCCCAUAACUUCAUCAAACUAAAAGCUUUUUCGAUCGGAUGUGUUUUGUUUUGAUCAGAAAUGAUUGCUCUUGUCUACCUAACUGCAAAAUCAAAACAUCGAUUAUGUUUUCCGUUUCUUGCUUGGGCACAUUGUUGGAAACGUGUGGCUGUCAAUUUUUGACGUAUUUUUGUAACUUCGUUCUGCAGCACACCAUCUGCUCUAAAAAAUUUCUUUUCCAGACUACCAGAAAGAGCACAUUCAGAAGUACAAAAAAACUGAGUUCUCACUUCUGAUACACUUUUUUACGAAAGUAUUAGCAGAAGAAAAACGUUCGAGUCGCAAAAAAUACCAAAUUUAGAAAGUUUCAUUUUUUCCGCCUUUCGUAUAAUCUGCGUAGUUUUCUUGAUUGAAGUUCUGAAAUUAAACUUUAAGUAUGGCUUUGUACAGUAUUUCGCGGCGCAUCAGUUAAAAGAAACACUAACCCUAGGGUCCUAAAGAAACACGAGAAAAAUAGAAAGUACUCAGACCACCAUUUAUUCUGCGCCUCAACAACAAGAACCUAAGGAACAAACAGUAACGGCGAACGGUCGUUCAUUUCUUUUAAAGAUAUUUUUACCUUUUCGCGUUUUUCCUGCACUUUUUACCUCCAAAAUUCAACUUUUAUGCAAUGUCAGUGAUUUAAUCAUUAACAAACAGAGCAAAGAAACAAGAAACCCUGCUUUUAUACUAAACAAUAAUAGAGAACGGUCUUCCCUAGAGAACGUACUUGAGUACUUGCUAAGUACUUGGAAAAAUACUGACAAAUAAAUAUAGAUUAAACUUGGAAAAAUUGGCAAGUGUUUUCAAAAUUUCUCACUUGCGAUGUGCUUUCAGAAGACUUCUCAAUGAUAAAAUACUUGCUUUUAUUGCUAAGAAGUACUUUGUAAAAGUGCUUGGCAAGUAAGGCCUUUUUUAUUAUCCUUAACCGUAAAAAGCGUGUUUAAAAACUAAAAGUGUUUUUCUGUUUGAGCAAAAAAUUAAAAAGUGUUUUUUAGAAAGUCUCGAAGGUUUUUCUACCUUUGGUAAAAAUCAGAAGAGUAUUUUCCUAACGCAUUUGGUUUAGGGAAACAUCUUUUUUGGUUUUUCAAGUAGCGAAGGAUUUUCUAGUUUGAGUAAAAAAUCACAAGGGAUUUUUAAAAAGAGUUAAUCGAACACUUUAUAUUUCGAAAUCCAACAAACAAUUCAUCUUAAUGUCGGUGAACUCUUAUGUAGCGAUUUCUAUAUGAAGGCAGAGUGAAAACGAGAAACUUUUGACAGUAAUGACAAGGCUUUCGAUCGACGGAAGCUCGCAGAACGGAGAGAGCGGGUUAGCCUGGUUUCCGUACAUGUUUCUGAUCAGAGAUAUUCUAUUAUACAAACUCAAGUUCAAGCGGCCUUAUCU
Molecule: messenger RNA, 1979 nt
Organism: Didymodactylos carnosus
Lineage: Eukaryota; Metazoa; Rotifera; Eurotatoria; Philodinida; Philodinidae
Source: the annotation of a GenBank genome assembly